GUCCAUGCAAGGCAGGAUCACAGCACAAGCAUUCAGUUUUGACCAGCAGUUUAAGCCCUAUCAAAAGGAUGAAUUUGUUACGGCAUUUUUUAAUGAUCAGAAUGUGAACUCCAGUUUGAAGUUGCUCUCAGCUUCAGGACAAUGGACUACAUUGGGUUCCAAAGUGACAAAAACUGAAGCUACACUGGUGCCCUGUACAGAGAUUUCCAUGUCAUUUUUUGAUCGGCUCUACUCUGAAGGAAUUGUUAGAGAAAAUGGAGAUAUUGUAAAAUGUUAUGAUGACUAUUAUGGUGAUAUUCUCAUCUCUGAUGAAUUAAGAAAGGUCUUGCUUCUGGAAGAUUCAGACCAUUAUGACAUAUUCAGUCCAUUGGACCGCCAGGAAUUUCUGUUCUGUCUUUUUAAGCACCUUUGCAUUGGAGGAACUCUUUGCCAGUUUGAAGAUGCAGUUGUCCUAUACUUAGAAACUACAAAAGCAUUUUAUAAAGACUUGGUGAGUGUUCAAAAGAAUCCUGAAACAAAAGAAAUAAGUAUUAUUUCUACAGUCUUCAGAGUGUCUGCAUAUGACAUUAAUGGCCUGUGUUACCCUUCAAGCAAAAGCCACCAUCAGACUUUCGCCUACCUGGUUGUGGACCCCUGCAAGCGGCACGUACACACUCUGUACCACUGCUUCGGUGGAGGCUUGUUUACAGACUAG
Nestor notabilis (Kea) is the source of this 694-nucleotide messenger RNA. It is a transcript of the gene CFAP300, whose product is annotated as chromosome unknown open reading frame, human C11orf70. NCBI's taxonomy places the organism in Eukaryota, Metazoa, Chordata, Aves, Psittaciformes, Psittacidae. The annotation marks the transcript as partial. The record is from RefSeq and is a predicted model, not a curated record. The transcript is spliced from 6 exons.